ACCAGAUCCAGAGGGAUUCAGCGUCGUUAAUGAUCAUGAAAACUGCGAAAAUUGUAUAUUGUUUGAUAUUUUGAUCAAUACAGGACAUAACAAAGUCUAGUGUUAUUUAGUCACAAUGUCCUUGAACGACACAAAAAGCAGUCAAAAUGAUGAGAUCACAAAUCCGAUGCCCGCGGAGGACCGCCGAGAAUUCCUGUUGAAUAACGAAUUGUAUUCAGAUGUAACCUUCCGAGUCGGACCGCACCGUCAACCUAUAUACGGUCAUAAGAUUAUUUUGAUGUGCUCGUCGAAGUACUUUUUCAAUCUAUUCAAAAAUGCUAACGUGAACACGAUCACCCUGAAAACCGUCGAGCGGAACGAUUUCCUGGAGAUUCUGCGUUACGUAUACUGCGAAAAGAUCAAUCUCACCGCCGAGAAUGUUCGUGCGAUUUACCGCCAAUCUAAAAUUAUGUCUUUCGAAAUGGUAGUGAAAGCUGUGGUAGCCUUCCUCAUCCAAAACAUUAACCCGGAUAAUGUACUUGAGAAAAUGGUAGAAAAUUGUUUCUACCAGGCUUGCGAACUGCUAACAUUUAUUUUGGCUGGCACCUAAGACAACACAGUCACAGCCAGCGGCGAGCCCAGCUGCCGAGCGCUGCUAUAGCCGUUCAGUGUCUGAAUGAGUGCUGUGUGUUACCGUGAGAGGUAUGACACACGCAAGCGA
Topomyia yanbarensis is the source of this 700-nucleotide messenger RNA. RefSeq names its product kelch-like protein 40a. NCBI's taxonomy places the organism in Eukaryota, Metazoa, Arthropoda, Insecta, Diptera, Culicidae. The record is from RefSeq and is a predicted model, not a curated record. The transcript has 2 exons. Gene Ontology annotation, molecular function: protein binding. The coding region runs from base 116 to 589 and encodes 157 amino acids.